GUCUGACUUCAAAAAGUUUUAGUUUACUCCCAUCAAAGUCACCCCCUUCAGCAUCUGCAUUCAUCAAAACCCUUUUUUUUUGUUCUCUUUUCUUUGUAGUUCCACAAACAUAUUAGUUUUUCUGUUUUUGUUGACUCAGUACUGUUGCACCGCGCAUCUUAAGCUGCAGGUCGCCGUUCUCGUAACCGUGCACGUCAGCAAGGAAACAAGCACCGUACACCUUUCUCUGAAGACUUCUAUUGCGCUGCCCUAAAUAGGCGUUCUGCCUCAGUCUCUGACCAAGACGCCUGCGGACACUGGCCCACACACGUUUGUACCGUCGAAAGCAGUACUUUGUUCUUCGUAUCGCAAUGCAGUUCAUCCCGCUUCUCGCCGUUGGCGCGUCGAUUGGCCGGCAGACGGCGGUCUUCGCCGUGGAGAGCUUAAAGGCGAUCCGCGACCCGACGAACGCCGACGCCGUCUCGACGGUGGGCGAGUUGAGUUCCCUCAACUCCCUCGAGUACAUGAAGAAGUGCAUGAUGGCGGACAAACAUGGGCGCACCAUCUUAAAAAACAAACCGCUGGUCGGCGACGACGUACUCGAGUACAGCCGCACGUUGCCGGCGAACACGUUCGGCCACCGCUACGCCGCGUACAUGGACCACAACCACUUCACCCCGAGUGGGCGGACACCUGUGAAGCACGUGGCGGACCCGACGCUCGCCUACGUCAUGACGCGCUACCGGCAAUGCCACGACUUCCUCCACGCCGCCACGGACUGCGGCCGCUCCGUCGAGGAGGAACUCGCCGUGAAGAUUUUAGAAUGGAAGCACACGGGGCUCCCGCUGGGUGUGUUGGCGGUGGCGGGUGGGUGGCCGCACCUGAAUUCGGCGCAGCGGGCGAACAUGCGAGUGUAUAUCAAAUGGGCUUCGCUGAACGCACCGUGCAGCGUCCAUGGGAAGCAUCAGGUGCCGAUGUACCUGAAUGUACCAUGGGAGGAGAUGCUAGCGAACGACUUUGACGAAGUGACAGCCGUCAGCGGCAUUACACCGCUGCCCGUUUACCUGGAAAAUCUGAAAGCGAAAAGGUGA
Molecule: messenger RNA, 1070 nt
Organism: Leptomonas pyrrhocoris
Lineage: Eukaryota; Euglenozoa; Kinetoplastea; Trypanosomatida; Trypanosomatidae
Product: putative mitochondrial Ubiquinone biosynthesis protein-like protein
Exons: 1
Coding region: 351-1070 (239 amino acids)
Biological process (GO): ubiquinone biosynthetic process
Cellular component (GO): mitochondrial inner membrane
Source: RefSeq, a predicted model, not a curated record